UCAAGAGAGAGUAAUUUUAGUUAUGGAAGAAGCUUUUCUAUUGCCAGAAAAGAGGGAAAGUUUGAGGACAAUUACAACAUGGGAUUCCUUGUUGGAAGCAAUGAAGAAGGUGUGUUGCAUAGCCAUACCAAUGGUAGUGGUCAAUGUUUCACAACACCUAAUAAGAGUUUUGUCAAUGAUGAUGCUUGGUCAUUUAAGUGAACUUUCACUCUCUGGAGCUUCUAUUGCUACCUCUCUCACCAAUGUUACUGGAUUUAGUCUCCUUUUAGGAAUGGCCAGUGGCUUAGAAACACUUUGUGGACAAGCAUAUGGAGCUGAACAAUACAAGAAAUUAGGCAUUUACACUACUGGAGCUAUCAUAUCUCUUCUUUUGGUUUGCAUACCAAUAUCUAUACUAUGGUUAUUUAUGGACAAAAUUCUUAUUUUCAUGCAUCAAGAUCCUUUGAUUUCUAUAGAAGCAGGAAAAUAUUCAAUCUGGCUAUUAAUUUCACUCUUCCCUUUCGCGAUUUUGCAAGCGCUGACACGUUACUUGCAAACUCAGAGCUUGAUACUCCCUAUGGUUGUUAGCUCUAUUGCAACACUAUGUUUUCAUGUGCCAAUUUGUUGGUUAUGUGUGUUCACCUUGGAUUUUGGAAGUGUUGGAGCUGCAUUUGCAAUUGGUUUGUCAUAUUGGUUCAAUUUGUUGCUUCUUGGAUUGUAUGUGAAGUACUCUAAAUCAUGUGAAAAGACAAGACUCUAUUUCUCAAAAGAAGAAGUUCUUGCUAGCAUAAGAGAAUUCUUCCCUUUGGCUAUUCCUUCUGCUUGCAUGGUUUGGUAA
Messenger RNA from Solanum verrucosum, 817 nucleotides. Its product is annotated as protein DETOXIFICATION 7-like. Gene Ontology annotation, biological process: transmembrane transport. The record is from RefSeq and is a predicted model, not a curated record. Lineage: Eukaryota; Viridiplantae; Streptophyta; Magnoliopsida; Solanales; Solanaceae. The coding region runs from base 23 to 817 and encodes 264 amino acids. The transcript has 2 exons. Gene Ontology annotation, molecular function: xenobiotic transmembrane transporter activity; antiporter activity. Gene Ontology annotation, cellular component: membrane.